AUGGCCUCUCUGGAUCUGCCAUACCGCUGUCCUCGCUGCGGGGAGCACAAGCGCUUCCGAAGCCUGUCGUCCUUACGUGCCCACCUGGAGUACAACCACACGUACGAGACCCUCUACGUCCUCUCCAAAUCCAACAGUGUGUGUGACGCUGCUGCUCUGCUGCCGCUUGUGGCUGAGGGAGCUCUCCUUGCACCUGUCAACAACAACGACCCGUUUGAGCCGCUGCGGCCUUCAGCUUUAAAGGAGCGCCGGUUUCCUUGUCGUGAGCUUCCUUGUGCGGAUGACUUGAGUCUGACCCCGGCUAACUCCAACACUGCAGCCCGGUAUAUUCCCAAUGUGGAGUUUCCCCAUGGGGAGAUUUUUAUGAAGAAAGCCAUGACAUCUGCAGACCAAGGUCCCCAUGGCAACCCCAGCACAGCUGUAGCAGUGGCAGCUAAUGUAGCGGCUAGUGCAGUGGAGGCGGCCUACGAGGAGGGCCUGGCCAGGCUUAAGGCUCGGGCGUUCGAACGGCUGGAGCUGGAUGAAAGGCUUGAGAAGCUGUCUGAAGAGGUGGAGCAGAAAAUAGCGUCCCGCGUAGGUCGUCUUCAGUCAGAGCUGGCGAGGAAGAGCUCCGAGCUGGAGCGGGCCAAGAUGGAGAGCGAACGGCUAAGUCAGGAGAAGCAAGAUCUGGAAGACAAGGCCACUGAGCUCUCUCGACAGGUGGACGUCUCUGUGGAAAUGCUGGCCAACCUCAAACAGGACCUGGUGAACAAGGAGCAGGAGCUCAACCACAAACAACAGGAAGUCGCCCAGAUUGACCAGUUCCUUCAGGAGACGGCGGCACGUGAAGCCAAUGCCAAAGUGCGGCUGCAGCAGUUCAUCGAGGAGCUGCUGGACCGAGCAGACCGCGCCGAGAAACAGCUGCAGAUCAUCAGCAGCUGUGGCACCACACCGAACGGCAGCCUGGGACGCUGCAGCCUGCAGGCCUCAAAGGGCAAUGGACGCCAGAGAAACUCCAGCAACUCUGGAAGCACAAGAGGCAUGUACCAAGUGUCCGACCGACGCUCGUCCCCCAGCACAGGAGCAUCAGGGCGAAUCAAGUCCGUCUCACAGGGCUCUGGAGGUUACGACAGUGACAGCGUUGAGAUGCAUCCCAUGGAGGACUGUCCCGAGGCUCAGUGCUAUCACAUGCAGUGCCAGCUGGGUGAGGGCAGUUACGAGCGCUCUCCAGGAUGUGGCGGGGGAGGAUCGAGGAACUGGGGUCUUCGUAAACAGGCUAUCCAGAACUGGCAACGGCGACCUUACAGGAACAGCACUGAAGGCGAGGAAGGGGACGUGUCUGACGCGGGCUCUCGGACCACCGAAUCUGAGGUGGAGAUGUGGGAACAAGAGAGGAGAGAUGUAGCUGAAGUCCAGCAGUCCGCCCCUCCCUAUGCUCACCACGGCAGGACAGGAUAUCGCCAAAACACAGGUCGGUCUGAUCGGGUCUACAAGCCGUGCCGCCAUGAAAGGAGCUCGUCCAGAUCCAACGAGGUGAUCAGUCCAGAGAUCCUGAAGAUGCGCGCAGCUCUCUUCUGUAUCUUCACCUACCUGGAUACUAAAACCCUGCUGAGAGCGGCUGAGGUCUGCCGGGACUGGAAGUUUGUGGCUCGUCACCCAGCUGUGUGGACCAGAGUGCUGCUAGAGAACGCUCGCAUUUCUUCCAAGUUUCUGAGCACAAUGUCUCAGUGGUGCACUCAGACGCACUCCCUCAUCCUGCAAAACCUCAAACCAAGACAGCGGGGCAAGAAGGAAACCAAGGACGAGUACGGUAAAAGCACACGUGGCGGUCUGGAAGAAGGUCUGGAGGCGUUGUUAAAGGCCACAGGAAGCAACCUUCUGAUACUGAAGAUUUCACACUGCCCCAACCUGCUGACCGAUCGCUCCCUCUGGCUGGCCAGCUGCUACUGCCGAGCUCUGCAGGCUGUAACCUACAGAAGUGCCACAGAUCCAGUUGGCCAGGAGGUGAUCUGGGCCCUUGGAGCAGGUUGUAGAGACAUCAUAUCCCUACAGGUGGCACCACUACAUCCAUGUCAACAGCCUGCUCGUUUCAGUAACCGAUGCCUGCAGACGAUUGGAAGAUGCUGGCCACACCUCCGUGCUCUUGGUGUGGGUGGGGCUGGAUGUGGCAUUCAGGGACUGGCCUCACUUGCGAGGAACUGCAUGCGCCUGCAGGUGCUGGAGUUGGAUCAUGUGAGUGAAAUCAACCAGGAGGUGGCAGCAGAGGUUUGCAGAGAGGGCUUGAAAGGUCUGGAGAUGCUGGUGCUCACUUCCACACCAGUCACCCCCAAAGCCCUCCUCCACUUCAACAGCGUUUGCCGCAACCUGAAGUCUGUCGUGGUUCAGAUCGGUAUAGAAGACUACUUCGAGGACCCCAACAGUCCUGAAGCUAGAAAACUGUUUGAUGAGAUGGUUAACAAGCUUCAGGCUCUGAAAAAGAGACCCGGCUUCUCCAAAAUCCUCCAUGUGAAAGCAGACAGUCUCUGCUAACAUCAUUUGUGCAGAUUCUUCAAAUCUUGGAGAGGUGCCAUCUUGGCUCGGUCAAUCAAAAAGACUCGGCUGUUUUGAGCCCGCUCCACGGGCUUGAAAAAGUCUGCAGCACCGACAGAAACAACAGAAGAUCGCCAUGUUGAACCAGGGCCGAGGCUCAAUGUGCAUAUUCCCAUAACUCUUACACUAUUCCAGUAAGGGGAAAUCAAUAACUCCUUCAUGUUGGUCAGAAGACUUCUUCGGACAAAUAAUGGCACUAUAUAUCACAAGAAGGUCCUCGAGCUUACAGACUCCAAUAACACAACACAACUGUCAGAUUCCUCUUUCUUAGUCAUCUCCUGCUUUCACCACUAAAAUGGAUUGUGUUGUGGCACAGAGCCAGAUCCCUUUUUUUGAAAUGCCUGGAGCCAGGGGACAGCAAUGUGUUAAUGCUUGACAUAUACUCAAGCCUACAACGGUUCGUGGGCAGGAGCACAUUAUACAGCGAACAUACUUUCCACAGGGGUACAUACAAUGGAGGCAGGAGUAAGAAAUUGUAGAGGAAUUGAUUUCCUCAAGAAAUGUCGAGUACUCAAGGUUAGGAGUAUGGCACAGGAGCUUUAUGUUUGGUCGUGUGUCAAGGAUAGAAUAAAGGGUUUUGAAACUGGACGACUUUCAACACUUCCGGCUUCCACCCAGGAGAGCAACAUGCUGCACCAGCUCCAGGCACAGUGCAGAGAGCAAGGGCAUCCUCACUGCAACACACAUGUACCUUGACAGUCUUCUUCGUAAAUUGCAUGGCAGCGAUGCAUUUACCCUCUGCUACCAUCCUCUACUUUCUCAUACAAACAGCGGUGUGUCAUAAACCUGGACUCAAGUGUUCUUGAUAGUUGUAGCAUCUCUGAGAGAGCAGGCUGCAGUAUCUGAUGCUUUUCAUUAACUGCAAAGACGAUCCACAACGCCAUCCUCGAGAAACACUGGUGACAUUUGUAACAGUGUCUGCCCUUAUUCCAGCAAGCGUUUUCUCCAAUGUGCCAUUAAUGAGGGAAGAGGGACCAUGGACAGAAAGUUAAUCUCUUCAAAUCAAAUGUAACUUAACAUUAUUGGAGUUUGAUUUGAGUGUAAGCAGCUCUUAAUGAGCACACGGGUGUUGUGUUUCAUAUGGAACAUGGUCUCCAGAUGUAUACAGGCGUUACAGUGUUUAUCAUGUGACUUUCAUACUUAACCAUACUACACAGUGCCAUUCCUAUUCGUAGUGCUCAUCAUGACUGAGGCCUCCUUGUUUAUGUGGUUCAGCUGACAACAUGUGGCUCCCUCUGCUGGAUCUCCAAGCACUGACACAGCCAGCUGCUGUGAUUUGACACGUUGUACUCUUUGCAGCCAGGAACAUCUAUCACCUUUUACUAUUUUGCAAAACUCAAAACCAAGAGAUCACCUCCUCGGUAUCACCUUUCAAAUUAUGAAUUUGAUUUGGUGUGAUUCAUGCCUACAAAUUAGUUGAGCCUAUGUCGCAGACAUUUUCAAGAAGUAUGCGUAGCAAUACUGUGGUGACACAUCAGUUUAUUAUUCACAAGGAAUAAUAGUCUCUUCUGGCUCUGGAGGAAGUCUGAGAAAAUAAUCCUUGGAAUGUUAUCUGGCUGUUCUCAACAUUGAAACUACAAAUGUAUAGCACAUACACCCGCAUUACAAGCUGGGGGACAUGUAGUCUGAAGAAAUGUGGAAAGAUGCGUUUACAAAUACGGUCCAUAGAAAAUACUAUUAAUAGGAAUUUCUUCAGCUUGACCUAUACUGGGGACCAAAAGUCAGGAUUCUGCCUCUGCUGCAUUGAUUUUGUUUUCCCUUCCCAAACAUUAUGAAAGUGCAAUACUAAAUCACUGGAGCUCCUAUUAGACAUUUACAAUCACUUUGCUUUCGAGAAACAUGCACACAGUUUUGACUUGGGUUGAAAAAUGAUUCACACAUCUAGUAGAACAUCAUCAUCUUGCAACAUGUUUACCGUUUGAGCUUGCACACCUAAAUAUUUCUCUACAACACGUGUUAACAUUCGUGGGCUGUGCACCAGAGCACGAUGACCGUUUCCGCGAAGGCCGAACAGACGUUUGUCCCGGGGGCUCUUUUAAGGUCACUGACAAGUAGAGUUGCGGGCUGAUGUUUUGGGGUCUCUAUUUUAUUGUCAAACAUGAGGACUUGUGUAGCUGCAUAUUCUAGUGAUGACGUUCCAGAUGAAUGUGCGAGAACAGUUGUGGAUGUUCAUUUAUUUUUGUUCUUCCAGUACUGCAUAUUAUUAUCAUAUACUGGUACUGAUUCAUUGGAGAGAAAGGUGUGAAACACAAGAGCGAAAACACAAAGCACUUGUUGAUUUUAAGUUUUAGACAAUCCUGCCUUUGCUAUCAGCUACUCUGUACAUACUGUUUGUAAAAAAAGAAAAGAAGAAAGAGUGAAAAAAAGACCAACAUUUGAUGUUAUAUAAUAUUACGGUCUUCAUUCUGUAAGCAUUUUCUCUCCAAAGUUGAAUGAAAGAUAAACAUAGAGAAUUAUAUUAUGUAUAACAGUAGUGUGGAAAUUGCAGUUGUGUAUUAGAUACUUUAUAUUAAAUGUGCAUCAGAGUCAUAGAGAUGGAAAUUAUUUAAGAAGAGGAUAAAGAGGAUAAUUCAACUAUUUAUUUCUAUAAAAAAGAGCGAUGUGUAUAAUGUUGGCAUGUUUGUGUUCAAGCAUCAAUCAUUAAGUUGCCUUCUUAACUGUUCUGCUACUGUGAAAAGAAGAUUAUUAGAUGUUUAAAGAGCUUUGAUUGCCUGCAGGUUAAUAGCGUUUCUCUUUAUUUGCUCCAGUCUGUUGUUGCACUAGUGAGAACAAAAAAAGAUAUUUCAGAUGUUUCUUAUAAAAGUGUGGUUUUUUCGUCUUCAGCUUUUUCUCAGUAUUUGACAAGAUAUGAUGCACUUUUUUUCCUAAACACUUUUAUCGACCUGUCGAUCUUUGGUUUAGUCAGAGGCAAAGCUGGUUUCUGUCAGCGGGAUGCCGGGCGGCGUUUUCUGUUGUGAUAUGAAACCGACAGAACACCAACAGUGUUUGCUUAUAUGUUCUGUUUCACAGGAGGAAUAUUUUGGAAACACAGUGAUUACAGAUGAGCCUCUUUUCUCUUACUCAAUCUCUCAUAGCUCACUAGUUGGGAAGUUAGAACAGUCAAACUGAUUCAAGUGCUUUUUAGGUUCUCUGCCAAUAUGACCUUAUGUUCACCCUCUGUAUUUGUUACUGUCUUUGUUAAGUUUUGCAUUAUAAUACAGAUUUCACACUCAUAUCAACAGGACGUCUGCUUUAUUGUGACAAUUGACCUGCUGAUGAUGUAACAGAGCCUGCGUGCUCGGAAACUACAGAUUUGAGGUGCCAGGUACGCCAGAAUCAAUUUUUGGCUUAUACCUCUCCAAAUAUAAAACAGAAUUAUUUGUAAUUUAUUUAUUUUGAGUCAGAAACUGAAGCAUCACUUGAAUUCCACCUGUUUUGCAGUCCAACGUAUUAUGUAUCAUAAUGUGCAAUUGAAAAAACAGUGUCUGAGUGUUUGUGUACCUCUAUACAUAUUCUAUGUAUGAAUGAUUGUACUCUGCCCAUUCAUCUGAAUAGUAUUUUACACAUUACCUCAACACUUAUAUGGGCAAUUAAGUGUGCAGUUUGUCUUUGUAAUUCUUUUCAACUCCGACUGCCAUCAACAGGUACGCCAAUUGACCCAUGAAGUUCAUCCAUGUUGCGACAAUGACUAAAUGGAUUCUUUCGCUGAAAAAACUUUCCUAAAAGAUGAUCAGCCUUUUGCGAUGACUGCAACAGAGGGAAAUGUUUUACUACUCAUUUUCGCUCAUUUGUUUCCAUCAAUAAAGUUGCUUUAAAUUGUA
Messenger RNA from Pseudoliparis swirei, 6368 nucleotides. RefSeq names its product F-box protein 41 (gene fbxo41). Gene Ontology annotation, molecular function: protein binding. The record is from RefSeq and is a predicted model, not a curated record. The transcript has 13 exons. Lineage: Eukaryota; Metazoa; Chordata; Actinopteri; Perciformes; Liparidae. The coding region runs from base 1 to 2508 and encodes 835 amino acids.